This is a messenger RNA of Myotis brandtii (Brandt's bat), 714 nucleotides long. RefSeq names its product granzyme B. Gene Ontology annotation, cellular component: cytoplasm; intracellular membrane-bounded organelle. Gene Ontology annotation, biological process: proteolysis. Gene Ontology annotation, molecular function: serine-type endopeptidase activity. Lineage: Eukaryota; Metazoa; Chordata; Mammalia; Chiroptera; Vespertilionidae. The annotation marks the transcript as partial. The transcript has 4 exons. The record is from RefSeq and is a predicted model, not a curated record.
AGAGGGGGACUCAGGUCACAGAGCCCACCCACACUUCCUUCCUCUUCUGGGCGUGAAAACAGAGCACAGAGAAACACCAGCAGCUCCGACCUGAGCAGCCUUCCUGGGAAGAUGCAGCCACCCCUGCUCGUGCUCCUGCUGGCCUUUUUCCUGCUCCCCUCGGCAGAGGCAGGGGAGAUCAUCGGGGGACAUGAAGCCAAGCCCCACUCCAGACCCUACAUGGCCUACCUUCACAUUGAAGAUGAGGAGGAGGAGUCCAUGUGUGGCGGUGUCCUUGUGCAAAAGAAAUAUGUUCUGACAGCUGCUCACUGCAAUGGAAGGUCAAUCAGUGUCACCCUGGGGGCCCACAACAUCAGAAAGCAGGAGAAGACCCAACAGGUCGUCCUGGUGAAAAGAGCCAUCCCGCACCCAAAGUUUAUUAAGAGGAAAGGCACCUAUGACAUCAUGUUACUGCAGCUGGAGAGAAACAUCAAGCAAACUGAUGCUGUGAAGCCCCUCCCACUGCCCAGGGGCAAGGACCUGCCAAAUCCAGGAGAUAACUGCACUGUGGCCGGCUGGGGGCAGGUCACAAGGAGGGGCCCUGGCUCAGACACUCUGCAGGAGGUAGAGCUGACCCUGCAGGCGGAUUUGAAGUGUAAAAGGCGCUUUAACCAUUACAACAAGAACAUUCAACUGUGUGUGGGGAACCCAAGAGAAAAUAAGACAACCUUUCAG